AUGUUAUUUUCCAUAAUCAUCACAUUUUUCUCCCUCCUACCUACCUACCUACCUACCUACCUACCUAUCUAUCUAUCUAUCUAUCUAUCUAUCUAUCUAUCUAUCUAUCUAUCUAUUCUUUUUUACUAUACUGACAUACGUGAAUAUAUAACUUUUAUUAUGCAUAUCUAUCUAUCUAUCUAUCUAUCUAUCUAUCUAUCUAUCUAUCUAUCUAUCUAUCUAUCAUGUUGGGUUCUGGGUCCGUCCCAAUCUAUCUAUCUAUCUAUCUAUCUAUCUAUCUAUCUAUCUAUCUAUCUAUCUAUCAGUCUGUCAGUUUCUCUCUCUACGGGCGCACACACACAUUUCUGUAUAGCGAAUACAAUAGAGAAAUCUCAAUUUUAUAAAGAUUUUCUUACAGAUUUCUUCUUUAACUAUAUUUCUCCCUCGCUCUCGCUCCCCCACCCGCCACUUGUGCCAUUUUUUCUUUUCUUCCCUCCUCCCACAACGCAAUUCCCCUAUCUUCUUCUUUCCCGUUGUUUCUUUUUUAUCCGUGGACCUGAUCCAACCCACCAUAAUGUUUAUACUUCCUCCGUAUUCGCUGCAGUGUUUAUUGCACGCCCCACCCUCGUAUUAUUCCUUUACCAUUCAUUGUUCAACAUUUCGAACUCCCCACGGCGAAAGGAAGCGAGUAGGCGGGUGAAUUUCCCGCUCUCUCCCUCCCGACACGUUUAUCCUCCUUUCGUUCGGGAUUUUGCAAAGAAGAAAAUUAUGUUGAAUAGUAAAAUCUGCCAAUCUAUCACACCUUAUUCAUAUCUAUCUAUCUAUCUAUCUAUCUAUCUAUCUAUCUAUCUAUCUAUCUAUCUAUCUCAGACUAAUCAUUUCCGUUCAUUUCCACAAAUUUCACAUCCCCCCCUCUCUCUCUCUUGCCUCUCCCCCCCUCUCUCUCUCUCUCUCUCUCUCUCUCUCUCUUUGUCUAUCCUGUCUUUAACAUUGUUAUUUCUUCUUGUUUUUCAAUUUAUCACUUCGUUGUCUUUUCCUAAGAAUCAAACUAUCCACCAUUACAUCCUAUACGAGAUUCAACCUCAUUCUAUUUAUAAUUUCCGUUGGCAUUGCUCCCUUUUCAAAAGGGCGGAUUUUUCAUCAUUUUUGUCAAAAUUUAAUUCUGUUCCUUUCAUCUUCGACUUCCGUCACAAUUCAUGCCUUCUUCCUCGCUUUUGCCUUAAUAAUAUUUUCUUUAUUUCUUUCCUCUCACAAUUGAGAAUAAUUUUUUGUAGAGAUGUUAUUUUACUUUUCCGUAACCAUUUUCCUUCAGUAUUUUCUGUCUUUUUUCUUCCCUUGUUAUUGUUUUUUCUUCUCUUUCUAUCCUAUUUAUUUUCUCUUUUUGUCUUGUGUUUCUUAUUCUUUAUUUCUUUCUUCAUUUCUUUCUUUCUUUUUCCUUUCUUUCUUUCUUACACCGACACUCUUUCUCCCACUCUCAAUUCCCUACCAUUAAUUCACGCCUUCGUAUUCAUUAAAAUUUCCUUCUCGUCUAAUUUCCACUUCUCGACUUUUCUUCAUUGCUGUUCGUCCUAUCCAGGGAGACCUCACACCAUUUUAUUUGCUCAGGUUUCCUCCUCGACUCAUAAGACGUUUCACCCCGACCGUUUUUUCCUCUCCAUUCAUUACAUCUAUUGUUGUUCAUAG
Messenger RNA from Acanthosepion pharaonis, 1662 nucleotides. Lineage: Eukaryota; Metazoa; Mollusca; Cephalopoda; Sepiida; Sepiidae. The record is from the annotation of a GenBank genome assembly.